GUGCAACGAGUAGUUUCUGCAGAAGAAGCUAAAGAGAUUGAAGCUAAAGAAAAGCGUAAAGAGAACGAGAAAUCAAAGAAGCCGACUCAAAAGCGGCUUGGCAUUGGAGCAGCAUUAACGCUGUUAGCCAAAAAACCAAAAAUGUCUGUUUUGGACAAAUCAGAUCUUGACUGGAAUCUUUUCAAAACCGAAAAGAAUCUCAAGGAGGAGUUGGAAACGUUCAACCGCGGCAAAAAUGGUUAUUUGGAUAAGAUGGAAUUUUUAACAAGAACUGAUUACAAGGAGUUUGAGAAAGAGAAAGCACUUCGAAAUGCCACACGUAAACCUAUUUGA
Messenger RNA from Haemonchus placei, 333 nucleotides. The record is from the annotation of a GenBank genome assembly. NCBI's taxonomy places the organism in Eukaryota, Metazoa, Nematoda, Chromadorea, Rhabditida, Trichostrongylidae.